UUUUCUAUAUAUGUAAUUGUACGUCGCACCUCCUAUGACAAAAUGGGUAUGAUAGAAUACCUCAUGUGGCCAUCUCAAGUAAUGAUAUGCAAACAUUUAUGUAAAAUUCUGUUUUUUUUACCAUUGAUUACGUACUUUAGAAUGAUGUAUGUGAGGUUGACCCAAAAACGUGCCAAGACCUCCGUACCUCGCCGCAACCACCACCGGAAAUCCGACUUCCGCCGCCUGCUCACCUACACAAGCCAAGCAUAUCUACAAACCCCUCUCACCCCAACAUACCCUCGAAACCAUGGGUAACGAUGGAGGAUCGAUCCCCAAGCGCUCGGAGCUCGUAAAGGAAGCCGCCAAAGCGCCCACGGCCGCGCAAAUCAAAGAGGCGCAACAAGAAUCGCAAGAGCAUGCCUGGAAUCACUGCGCGCUUUCCUCCAAACCCCUCGCUACGCCCGUCGUUUCCGAUGGCGCUGGUCUGCUAUAUAACAAAGACUCGGUGAUUGAGUACCUGCUCGCGGAAGAAAAGAGCGCGGAGCAAGAGAAGGUUUUGGAUGGGCGCGUCAAAGGACUCAAGGACGUUGUGGAAAUUAAGUUCGAGGUGGAAGAUGCAGAGGCAGCGGCGGAUAAGAGGAAUGGGAGUGGGAGUAGUAGAGGGGAGAAGUGGGUGUGUCCUGUUACCCGUGAGGAGCUGGGUCCGAAUGCCAAAGCGGUAUAUCUUGUGCCAUGCGGUCACGCUUUCGCUGGUAAUGUCGUGAAAGAGGUCGACGAGCGGAUCUGCAUGAAGUGCAACGAAACAUAUGCCGAAAACGAUGUCAUACCCAUCAUCCCCACCUCACCAGCCGACAUCGCCCGCCUAACCCUCCGCCUCAAGACGCUCCGCGAAAAAGGCCUGACACACGCACUUAAGAAAGCACCAGGCAGCAAAAAGCGCAAGAAGGGUGCCGAGAAGGACGCAUCCACAAUAACCACCGAUGCAACUCCCGCUGUUGAUUCCAAAGCCCCGUCGAGCACAUCAGAGGACGACAAGAAGUCAGAGAGCAAACGAAAAGACAAACUGGCUGCUACAAAGAGCUCUUCAGGACCGGAUAGGAACGAUAGCAUCAAUAACUCCUCAACGGCGUUCCUUACGAAGAAGGUUCUUGAGGAGCAGGAAGCGCGGAACAAGCGACGGAAAAUGGAUCAGAAUGACAAUGUCAAGAGCCUGUUCACCAAGGGCGGGAUUGUGCCAUCCAACAAGAAUAGUGCGGAUUACAUGACAAGAGGGUUUAGUUUUGGGAAGAAGUGA
Periconia digitata is the source of this 1276-nucleotide messenger RNA. Lineage: Eukaryota; Fungi; Ascomycota; Dothideomycetes; Pleosporales; Periconiaceae. The record is from the annotation of a GenBank genome assembly.